AUGACCACAUCUAUUGCUUCCCAAUACCACCACCUCCUCCUUGCUUUACUGAUUACUAUCUUUACAACAGUUUUUCCACUUAACAUUGGUGUAAAAUCAUCACUCAUGUACCCUCUUAGUUGCUCUGAUCCCAUCCAAACAUGUUAUUCUUACCUAUAUCACAUCUCCAAAGGGCUCCAAUUAGAAGAAAUAGCCUCUUUCUACUCGGUGAACAUAUCUAAGAUUGAACCUAUUACUCAUGGUAUCAAACAAGAUUAUCUGGUCUCUGUUCCUUGCACUUGCAAAGAAGUGAAUGGCACAAGCAUGUACUUCUAUGACACUCCUUAUACAGUACAAGCAGGCAAUACAUUCAUAAAUAUCUCAAGUGAGUUCUACAGUGGACAAGUGUGGCAGGUCACAGGGGAAGACAAGCAAUUUGUCGCUGGAAGCAUGGUUACUAUGCAUCUUUUAUGCGGGUGUGUGGAAAGGGAAUCUCAAGUAAUAGUAACAUACACGGUUCAAGAGGAUGACACAGUUCAAGAUAUUGCGGGGCUUUUAUCUGCAGAAGUGAACGAGAUUGAGAACAUGAAUGCAAGGUUGACUAGAAAUCCAAAUUAUAUAGAUAUUGGGUGGGUGUUGUUUGUACCUAUGGAGAAAAGGGGACUUCAAGCCCCCAAGCAACCGGUGACUCUAUUUUCGGUGGUGAUCACUUUGAUCCUAUUUCUUAGAAGAAACCAAACCCUAGGACACAGUGAAGAAGAUCCGCAAACAACCAUCGCAGACCCAAGUUCCCUGAGAGUUUUCUUGCAGAAUCAAUCUCUCGAAAAGGACAUUGAAGGUAACAUGGCAGCUGAGGCCAUAGGACUUCAUAAAGAUGUGACGGAUAUCGAGUCAGAUAAACCAGUUAUAUAUAGACUGGAGGAGAUUGAUGAGGCAACAGGUAAUUUUGAUGUAGCAAGGAAAAUAGGAGAAGGUGGAUAUGGGAGUGUAUACUUUGGAAUAUUAAGAGAACAGGAAGUUGCAGUUAAGAAGAUGAAAUCGAGCAAAUCAAAAGAGUUUUUAGUGGAGCUCAAGGUUCUAUGCAAGAUACAUCACAUUAAUGUGGUGGAAUUGCUUGGGUAUGCAAGUGGGGACAACCACCUCUAUUUGGUUUAUGAGUACGUCCAGAAUGGAUCACUUAAUGUGCGUCUUCAUGAUCCUUUGCUGAAAGGUCAUCAGCCUCUUUCAUGGACAGCCAGAGCAUAUAUAGCACUUGAUGCAGCCAGGGGAAUUGAAUACAUUCAUGACCACACAAGGGCACGCUAUGUGCACCGGGAUAUAAAGACAAGUAACAUUCUACUUGAUCAGGGACUCAGAGCAAAGGUUGGAGAUUUUGGAUUGGCAAAACUUGUAGAACGAUCAGAUGAAGAAGAUCUUAUAGUAACACGCCUCGUUGGGACCCCUGGUUAUCUAGCUCCAGAGUCCAUACAGGAAAUUCAAACAACCUCUAAGGCCGAUGUUUUUGCAUUUGGGGUCGUUUUAGCAGAGCUGAUAACUGGUCAACGCGCCCUCGUUCGUGACAACCGAGAACCAAACAGGAUGAAAUCCCUGAUUUCAGUUAUGAAAGCAAUAUUUUGCAAUACGGAUCCAAUGACUGCUCUAGAAGCCAACAUUGAUAGUAACCUAAAAGGGAGUUAUCCUGCAGGGGAAGUGUACAAGUGUUGGUGGGAGGGGGGGGGGGGAGGGGCUCUAGAUCUUGAGCCAAUAGUAGUAGUUCUAAAUUUCGGGCUUAGAGGUGGCGGGGUUGAUUUAGGGCAUGGUGACAAUGGGGUUUGGAUUUCAAGUUUUGUGGUAGUUUGUAGACCACAGGGUUGUAGAGCUAGUGGUGAUGGGAGCGAUGACAAUUAUGGAGGUUCUUUGGUUCUCGGGCUUGGUGGUGAAGGUUUUGAUCGAAGGUUGAUGGCAAUGAUGGUUAAAGAAUGGGCUUUUUGGCUGGAUACUGAAAAUUUGGUUGUUUUAAAUACAAAGUGCAACGAAAUCAAUAGUUCCCUAGGUCAAUGUCUUAUGGUAAAAAUGGGACUGCAAAGAAGUGUGCCCCGUGCUUCAAAUCCUUUAGCAAUCGCCUAA
Molecule: messenger RNA, 2085 nt
Organism: Ilex paraguariensis (yerba mate)
Lineage: Eukaryota; Viridiplantae; Streptophyta; Magnoliopsida; Aquifoliales; Aquifoliaceae
Source: the annotation of a GenBank genome assembly